AUGUCUUUACGUAAAUGGAAAAGUUAUAAAUGGCUAGAGAAUUUCAUAAUUGUUGGAUCAUACAUUGGAGUUUUCAUAAUAGUUUUAAUUUUGAGCUGUACAGUCUUAAUUAUAAUACCAAACACUACAUUUGAAAAAUUAGCAUUUGUUAUUUUGAUAGUUCUAAGUUAUUUUGCUUAUUACACAGCUUGCACAACAGAUUGGUUUGAUAAGUACAUAUAUUCAGAGUGUCAUACCUACACUUCUACCGUUAAUCACAUCGUAUUUAAAGAUAAAAAAUAUUUAAUAAUAACUAACUUGGCAAUACGCUGGCGUCGUAGAAAAACAAAGAAAAUUACUCAAAAAAAAAAAAAAAUUGUCCAACUAGCUCCACAAGAUCCGAGAUUAAGUAUCCAUCAGUUGGUGAGUAAAGGCUUAAAUGAUAAUCGUCAUCGAUUUACAUCCUUGAAGACAUCUCAGUCCCUAGAUUGUGAAGGUGAAUAUAUUCAAUCCACUAGGAUUGUCCGCUCAGAUACUUCUUAUAAUCAACCAGAUACUUUUGCUUGGGGAAUGUCUGAUCUGAAUGAAUACUCUAACAAAUUUCGCCAAUACAAGCUUAUUCCGUUGUAAACUGACAACUGUGUGAACACCCA
Rhopalosiphum padi (bird cherry-oat aphid) is the source of this 632-nucleotide messenger RNA. RefSeq lists its product as uncharacterized. The transcript has 4 exons. The coding region runs from base 1 to 609 and encodes 202 amino acids. NCBI's taxonomy places the organism in Eukaryota, Metazoa, Arthropoda, Insecta, Hemiptera, Aphididae. The record is from RefSeq and is a predicted model, not a curated record.